Molecule: messenger RNA, 867 nt
Organism: Anisakis simplex (herring worm)
Lineage: Eukaryota; Metazoa; Nematoda; Chromadorea; Rhabditida; Anisakidae
Source: the annotation of a GenBank genome assembly
GUUCGUUACACAUCCAUUCGUCGAAUACUGAUUGAUGCAAACACGCAUUCAACCGAUGCUGGAGUGCACUUCAUACGCAUCUUUUUCCAACUGAAUUACCCACCUGAAAUAAGAAAGUUUCAAAAGAAACCCGCCGAUGCAGAUGAUAAAUUCUACAGUGAAGGGAAUCGAUGGAGAUCAAUACCAGAAGAUAACAAUGAUUCGCGUGAUAACUGUGCGGCAAUUAACGAUAGUCCUACAAUGUGUUUGCAGUUCACGAGUGAACUCAAGGAUGAAUGUCUCUAUGAAAUCCUCAGUCGAAUAUAUAUGCGAGUUGCGUUGCCAUUAGAGUUCACUAAUGUGGAUGUUGCCAGAUUUAAAACUUCAGAUUACGUUCCAAUGCCGGUGAGUUACGUUGGAUGUGACCAUCGUGCAUGUGCUGGUGAACAGUUGUACACUGCAACAUCUCAUCGAAACGGAGAUAACACAGACUCUGAAGUGACGACAGCAGCAGCGACACCAUCCAGCAAUUGCAACAUUACGACUACUGGUUCAGGGCAAACCGCAGCAUCGUCAUCCUCAUCGUAUGAACCACCAUAUCCAAAAGUGGAUUUAGAAUGCUAUCAGAAGAUUGUCGAUUGUGGAGUGUUUGGAUUGGAGUAUUUGAUUGCUGCAUUGAUGACUAGAGGCGCGAUUGUGAAAGAUCAACUCUUGAUAAGUGCGCAAAAACGAAACGAAUUUGUCGAUUUAGUGGUGCAGCGAUUCCACGAAGACCGAGAGGUGAGCGAGUCGUUUUUGUGUGCCAAUUUUCUGUUUCAUUCAUCAUCAUUUUUAGUUAUUACACCAAGCCAGAGUGGAUGUUCAGUAUUGCAUUUAGAUGGCAUUUGA